Messenger RNA from Letharia columbiana, 2988 nucleotides. RefSeq lists its product as uncharacterized. The transcript has a single exon. Bases 1 to 2988 code for a protein of 995 amino acids. Gene Ontology annotation, biological process: maturation of SSU-rRNA from tricistronic rRNA transcript (SSU-rRNA, 5.8S rRNA, LSU-rRNA). Gene Ontology annotation, molecular function: ATP binding; ATP hydrolysis activity; RNA binding. The record is from RefSeq and is a predicted model, not a curated record. NCBI's taxonomy places the organism in Eukaryota, Fungi, Ascomycota, Lecanoromycetes, Lecanorales, Parmeliaceae. Gene Ontology annotation, cellular component: nucleolus; intracellular anatomical structure.
AUGGCUAAACCUCUGACUAUUGCAGCGACCGAGAUUCCUUGGGAUGGUUUUAGCUCGGGCAAUGAUUCGGACGCCUCUUGUCACAGUCUGCCCUCUCCCACAGCGUCGAUGGAUGGGCCGGCGGAUUCUGAAGACCAGCUUUCUGAAUUCUCCGACGAUUUACCCAGGACUGAUGAUUCCGAAGAUUCUAUGGACGAAAGCGGGAGCAAUUACUAUGACCCCGAGGAGCGCAAAGAACGCUCUUCUGCGUUCAAAGCAUGGGCUACGAGUCAAGUCAACGAGGCUUUGGGCUUCAAACCUACUGCAUAUAAUUUUGCUACGCUCCAAAGUGGUCUUCCCACUAAGCAACCAACUCAUACCCCUAGAGGCCCAGAACAGGACCCUUUGCCGCCAGAACUGGAAAUAAGAAGCAGUGCACCAGAGCGCAAAGCAUUUAGCGUGAAGGUAGAGCGGCCACUUGACGUACAAGAAGGUCGUUUGGGUCUACCUGUGGUCGGAGAGGAACAGAAGAUUAUGGAAGCCAUCUACAACAAUCCCACGGUCGUCAUUUGGGGAGCAACAGGAUCUGGGAAAACUACUCAAGUACCUCAAUUUUUGUAUGAAGCUGGCUUUGGUAGCCCUGAAAGCCUAAAUCCUGGGAUGAUAGGGGUUACACAGCCUCGGAGGGUAGCUGCUGUGAGCAUGGCAAAGCGCGUCGGCGAUGAACUUGGUGGAGUGGGAGAAAGAGUCUCCUACCAGAUUCGCUUCGACAGCUCGGUCAGCAGCAAGACGGCCAUCAAGUUCAUGACGGAUGGUAUCCUGAUCAGGGAAAUCGCUAAUGAUUUUGCCUUGCUUAAGUAUUCAGUCAUCAUCAUUGACGAAGCACAUGAGCGCAGCGCCAACACAGAUAUCUUGAUUGGUAUGGUGAGUAGGAUUGUUGAUCUACGGGCUACUAUGAGCAGGGAGGAUGAGAAAAUCAAGCCUUUGAAGCUUGUAAUCAUGUCUGCUACUUUGCGAAUCACAGACUUCUUGGAAAAUCCGAACCUCUUCCGCAACGGCACUCCCCCCUUGAUACAAGCGGAAGGACGACAGUACCCUGUCACUACUCACUUUGUACGUAGGACGCGGAGAGACUACACUGAAGAAGCAUUUGAAAAAGUAUGCAAAGGCCACAGGAAACUUCCGCCAGGGGGGAUGCUUGUCUUUCUGACGGGUCAGAAUGAGAUAACUGCCUUGGCCAAACGGCUCAACGAGACCCUUGCAAACUUCCAAAGUCAAUCUAAUGGUCACAAGGUUCGGAUCUCUGCAAGUGAAGCACCUCUCGAGACGGAAGAUCUUGAGCUAGGGAACAUUGCUCCUGGGUUCGAUGAUUUUGAGGACGACGCAGAGAGUGACGGAGAUUCUUCUAGCCGUGGAGACGAUCGAGAUUUCGACGUUGAAGACUCCACCCCAGCAUCUUCAACGGUCCAUAUUCUCCCUCUCUACUCCCAGCUUCAAACUAAGGAUCAACUUCGUGUCUUCGAGCCUCCGCCUGAAAACUCCAGGCUAAUUGUGCUAGCCACCAACGUGGCAGAGACGAGUUUGACCAUUCCCGGCAUACGCUACGUCUUCGACUGCGGUCGCGCAAAGGAGAAGAAGUACGACCGCAUGACGGGUGUCCAAAAUUUUGACGUCGGCUGGAUCAGCAAAGCGAGUGCAAGUCAGCGUGCUGGUCGUGCCGGACGAACUGGCCCAGGACAUUGCUACAGACUCUACUCUUCAGCCGUCUAUGAGCGGGACUUCGAGGAGUAUGCAGAGCCGGAGAUACUCCGAAUGCCUGUGGAAGGUGUGGUGCUGCAGUUGAAGAGCAUGGACUUGCAGCAUGUUGUGAAUUUCCCCUUCCCUACGCCUCCAGAUCGGCAAAGUCUAGCAAAGGCCGAGAAAUUGCUCAUCUACCUUGGAGCGGUCUCGAAUGAAGGCAAAAUUACUUCUGUUGGGCGAGAAAUAUCCAACUAUCCGCUUUCUCCACGCUUUUCCAAGAUGCUUAUGAUUGGCCACCAGCAUGGCUGCAUGCCCUACACGAUCGCCCUCGUCGCCUCUUUGGCAAGCCUAGAUCUCUUUAUCCCCAAGAACCAGCUGGACCUUUCCGUGAACGUUCAGUCUGAGGUCUAUACCAACGAAGACCGCUCGGCAGAUGAAGCCCGUUCCCAGCUCAAAAGCCACUACAACCACGCACACCACCUCUUCAGCCGUCACUCGCCGACUUCUGAUGCUCUCAAAGGGCUCACUGCUCUAUGUGCCUACGCCUACGCUCCAUUGAGAGAGGCCUUCUGCAAAGACAUGUUCCUCUCCCCCAAAGCCCUCAGCGAAGCCAGCAACCUCUGUUCCCAACUCAUGAGCAUCGUCCGCAGCAACAACCCCACCCUACUUGCGCCCAACGUCUCUCUCAAGCUCCCAUCCCCAUCAAAGACUCAAGUUGCAGCUCUCCAGCAAUUCACCGCCGCAGCAUUCAUUGAUCAGAUUGCCAUCCUCGCUUCCGCAUCAGUCUCACCACCCGACCUCCCUCGGAAUCCAACCAGAGCCAUCGAUGUUCCUUAUCUCCCACUCUUUCCCAUCAACGUAAAGCGGAGAGCAGAUAUCGAUAUGAUCGACAUAGCAGUCUUCGUACACCCCUCCUCUGUCCUCGCCCACCUCGCGACCAAAGAUCUGCCAACCUAUAUCAUCUACAGCCACCUCCAGCGCGGCACACCCGCCACGAUUGAAGGAGCCAAGAAGCCAAGGACACGGAUGCAUGCCCUUACCGCUGUGACAGCCAUGCAGAUUGCGGGAUUGGCAAAGGGGACGCCGUUGUUGGUAUAUGGGAAGCCGAUUGGGAAGAUUGAGGAAGGAGAUAGCAAGACGAGGACGUGCUGGGUGAUACCUUCGCUUGUCGGCGAGAAGGGAAGUAUAGGUUGGCCGUUACCCGCGCAGAAGGUGGUUCAGAAAAAAGACGGGAAGGGGGAGUGGGCCGUUGAGAAGGUGAUUGGAUGA